Messenger RNA from Trichomonas vaginalis G3, 3264 nucleotides. RefSeq names its product cyclic nucleotide phosphodiesterase family. Bases 1 to 3264 code for a protein of 1087 amino acids. NCBI's taxonomy places the organism in Eukaryota, Parabasalia, Trichomonadida, Trichomonadidae. Gene Ontology annotation, biological process: signal transduction. The transcript has a single exon. The record is from RefSeq and is a predicted model, not a curated record. Gene Ontology annotation, molecular function: protein binding; 3',5'-cyclic-nucleotide phosphodiesterase activity.
AUGCGGCGCGGACACUAUGGUAUUGAUCCAAGAAAAUAUGGUGUCGUACCACAAGCCGGUAAUUCCUCUUCACGUUUGGCAAGCACAAAUCCAAGAAAAUACAAUCCAUAUGCUUUAAAUAUAAUUCCUGUUGUUAAAGGUCAACCAAAACAAGCUGGCACAACAUCAUCGCUACAAACACAUAAAACAGAAAUUAAAACAUCGCCUGGAAAAACAAUGGAUAAGCUUUUUGAAUUUUCUCAAAAAUAUUCAUUGGCCGGAUCAAUUGAGUUAGCUUUAGCGAACUAUAUCCCAUGCCAACACGUUUUUGCAUGGUUUGACAGAGAAAAAUCACAGCGUUUAUACUCUCCAACUUUAACAAAAAGUACAAAUUAUCAGAAUUCCGUUUUAAGCUUUUGCUACAAAACAAAAGAAAUUAUUGCUUGUCCUAAUCCAGCAAUUCACGAUUUUUACGAUCCUAUGAUUGAUGAAUCUAAUUGUUCGUUAUUAUAUCUUCCUUUAACCGAUCGUCGUAACAAAGUUCUCGUAAUUGUUCAAAUUACACGCAGAGCAGAUUCUCCGAUGUUCUCAUCUGAAGAAAUCGAGCAUUUGAUGAAAUUUGCAGCGAAAUUCCGGACUUAUUCAACUUUAUUGUUCCAACCGGAAGUUGAUCCAUUAUUCCCAAUCUCUCUUACUCAAAUCAAGAAAGGUUCGAAUCCAUUUACAGUUGUUGUUGACAAAUUAAGACAUUUCUUUGUUUGUCAGAAAGUAGACAUCUACGCGUACACAGCAGCCGAUCAGAGCUACUCAGUAUACAAUCGCGAGAAGCAGGAAUUCGAAAAAUUGCAAGGAACAGCUGGUAUCGCAACAAUUGCUUUAAAGAACCAGAUUCAGUUAAACUUAGAAAGGAUUCUUUCUGCAGAAGGCUACGAUGAGCACAUCGAUGGUAACAAGGAUGUUCCAAUUUUAGUUCAACCGAUUAUUGCUGAUGAUUGCAUUUACGCCAUUGUUCUUCGUGCACCAGAGAAGGGCGCUUUCAAUACAUCAGAUAGCGCCAAACUCAAUGGCUUUUCUUCAAUCAUUGGCCGCGCAUUUACUUCCGAUGGAGAUCCGGCCGAAGCCGGAGAUUUACUUGCCGAGCGUCUUCGAGCUCUUCUUGAAGUCGCCGAAGCCCUAUCAGGAGUUCUCGAUAUUGAUACCCUUGUUCCGAUGAUUAUGACGAGAGCUUGCCAACUCCUUCAUACAGAGCGUUGUUCUCUCUUCCUUGUUGAUAAUGAGAAGAAAGAGCUCAUCACUAGAUUCCAAGGAGGCCUCAACAAGUCAAUCAGAAUUCCUAUGUCCAGAGGUAUCGUUGGUUACACAGUAACUACCGGCAAUAUCGUCAAUAUUCCUGAUGCUUAUGCCGAUCCACGUUUCGAUCAGUCCGUAGAUAAGAAGACAGGAUAUCAUACUCGAAAUCUUGUGACUGUUCCCAUUUUUAACAACAGGAAUGACAUUGUUGGUGUCACAGAAAUGAUCAACAAGAUCGAUGGCGACUGUUUCGAUGAUGAAGACCUUAAAAUGGUUGUUGCAUUCAACGUUUUCUGUGGUAUUUCACUGGAUAACGCCAGAUUGUACCAGGCAUCAUUAGAUCUCACGAGACAACUUCGUUCUUUCGUUGAUUUGUCCGCAUCUUUGAACAAGACAAAGUCAAUUAACGAAGUUAUCAACGAAAUUCUUUCCCAAGCCAAAGUUGUUGUUCACGCUGCCAGAGCAACCAUUUUCUUAUCAGAACAAGAUGGUUCAUUAACACCUUUCGAGUCAAUUGGCGAUCCUAUUAAUCACGGAACGUUAUUUGCUUCUCAAAUGAAGCAAUAUAUGAAAACAACGAUUUUCAAUGAGACAGAAGUCCAAGAAAUCGUUGCCUGCGAACAAUCCAAUGAUCCCUUGGCCGCUACAACAUCACAGAAAGGCGGAACAUCUCUUAAAAUGUCAAAGAGAUCGAGUAGUUCCAGCAGCAGAGUUUCUGUUUUAUUCGAUGGAAAUUCAAGUUCAUCGAUGACAAGUACAAACUCUGUUUCUUCUGCGAUGAAAAAUGGAGAAUCUAUUGUUAUUUUCUCAUUAUUAACUACGAGUGGAAAGUUCAUUGGCGUCAUGGAGAUCUCCAGUAAUUCAAAGAUCCUCAUGGAAGAUGCAAAACUCAUUGAUUGUUUCGCAGUUUUCGCAGCAAUUUCUCUCGAAAGAUCUGAAUUAAGAGAAAUUGCAACUUUGGGAACAAUCGAAAAAGGCAUCAAAGAUUGGAUCAAACCAGAAGAAAGAGCUGAUUACAAUGUACCUGAGAAGCUUAAGAUGGACGAGAAGGUCUUCAUCUGUAGAGAGUUUGAUGCACAAGCUUACGACAAUAACCCAAUUGGUUGGUUCCAAGUUGUUUUCGGAAUAUUUAAUCAUUUCGAUUUAUUGAGAGAAUUUGACAUUUCCAAUGAAAAAUUCUUCAGAUUUUUGUCGGCAAUUUCUGCUACAUACAAGAAAGUUCCUUACCACAACUGGCGCCAUGCAGUAGAUGUUACACAAUAUGUAACAUUCGAAUUAGAAACAUCAGGAAUUGUCUCAAAACUGACAAAAUUUGACAUUUUUGCACUUUUAGUUGCUGCAAUUUGUCAUGAUGCAAAUCACGAUGGUUUCACAAAUGUUUAUAAUGUUAAAGCAGAGACGCCAUUAGGUAUUUUGUUUAAGAACCAAUCAGUCAUGGAAACACAUCAUUGCGCCAUGGCAAUUUCAGUUAUUUCCAAAGAAGAAACGAAUAUUUUUGCAAAAUUAAAUGCAGAACAAUACAAGAAGAUUUGGACGACAAUCAUCAAUUUGAUUCUCGCUACAGAUAUGGCGAAGCAUUUCACAUUCCUUAAAGAAAUAAAUGGUAUCAUGGAUGAAGGAAAACUAAGUAUUGAUAACCCUGAUGACGUUUCUUAUUAUUUGGAAUUGAUUUUGAAAUGCGCUGAUAUUUCUAAUGUAUCAAGACCAUUCGAACUCGCUGAUAAAUGGUGCGAUGUUCUUUGCGAAGAGUUCUUUAGACAAGGUGACUUGGAAAUGGCUCAAGGAAUGCAAUAUACAUCAGAUCUUAAUGAUAGAAGUCAUUUGAACAAACCAAAGUCUCAAAUUGGCUUUUACACCUUCGUUUGCUUGCCUUUGUUUGAAGCAGCUGCUAGAGCUAUGCCUCCUCUUCAAUGUAACGUUGAUCAGAUUAGAAGUAACUUGGAAGUUUGGAAGGAAAGAACUGCUGCUCAAGAAAAACAACAAACUCCAGCAUAA